UUUUUUGUGUAUCUUUCUCUAAAAAAAAUUGUAGAUGAUCUAAAUCUCCUAUUACUGCAAGUCUUUAAGAAACAGUAGAUUUUUUAAAUGAAAGGUAUAAAGGUAAUACAUUGAUGAUGGAUGAAAGACAUUUCUAAUAUGAAUUCGAAAAGUUCUGAUGUGAAAUCUACAGCCGUCGUGAAAUAUCAAUCUCUUCCUCUACUAGCUCCAUUUUCUAUUCUACGAAAUAAUACUAAUUUAAAUAUUCCACCCUCCAACUGGUUACGUAGUAACUCAAAACCUGAACAAUAUGUUCGAGAUAUUUCAUGGCACACAGAACAUUCAGACUUUUCAAGCUUUAAAAUGGCCAAUAAUUUUAUAAAGGAUUUAACAGAUGAUGUAGAUGUGGUUUCAGAUGCAGGUAAUAUAAAGACAUUAUUGAAAAUGCCAUUUUCUAGUUCAUCUCAUGUUAGUAUGAUGGUACAUAGAAUUGGUCAGACAUUGUUACUGGAUGAUUUUGAUAUUCACAAACAUUUACUGCGGCAAGAGAAGGAAGAUUGGAAAUGGUUAAGAUCAUUUUAUGAACAGAUGAUUGCCAAAAAUACAGAGGGAAAGUUUAAAAAUGUUCCCAGAAAAAGCAAAAGUCGUAAUACUCUACAGAAUAGAAAUAUGUUUUCCAAAUUUCUCUAUCACAGUUUACAAUCAAGUAAAGGAGAUGAUAACAAUGAUGAUAACAACGAUGAUGAUGAUGAUGAUGAUGAUGAUGAAUUAGAGACUUGUGUUAUUCAAUGUCAUAAUGAUUCAGAAUCUAAAACAGAUACAGAUCAAAUAAUACCAUUAGAUCCUUUACCUCAGACAUUUGAACCUGGUUUUCCAAGAGAAGUUUUAUGGACCUUUGAAAAUAUUCGAAUGCUAAUUGGUGCUGAUUUGCCAAUAUUUGGUGGUGAAACACAUCCUUGUAUUAGUUUGAGACUGAGAAAUUCUGAUGAACCUAUCAAUGUUUUAACUGGAUUAGAUUAUUGGUUAGAUAAUUUAAUGUGUAAUGUACCAGAAGUAGCUAUGUGUUUUCAUCUUGAUGGUUUUGUACAGAAAUAUGAACUUCUAAAAACAGAAGAUAUACCAAAUUAUAAGGACUGUGAAUUUGAUCCCAAGUUAGUAAUGGAUAUAGCUCGGAAUAUUUUAUCAUUUUUAAAGUCUAAUGCAACACUAGAAGGUCAUACUUAUUGGUUAUAUAAAGAUAGUAAUGAUGAUGUAGUCAAGUUAUAUGAUUUAACUACAUUAUGUGAAGGUGAAGAAGUCAAAUCAAAUCCAUUCACUGUACCAGUUGGAAUAUUAUUAUAUCGUGUGGCUAGAAACUUGUGUAAUCAAUCUGGUAGAAAGAAGACAGCUACAAUACGAAGAUUACUAGAAAAUAGUUUAUUAUUAUUAGAUGAAGACAAACAUUCACAGGUGUGUACAUCAGCAUACUAUUUGUUAUCUGAUUUGUAUGUACCAGAUAGUAGUAUUAAAGAUAUCUGGGAAAGUAAUAGUAGUGAUGAAUCAGAUGAUUCUUGUGAUCAAGAUGAAGAAAUAAAUGAAGAACAAGAUAAUAGUAAAGAUGAAGUUAGUGUUGAUGUUAAAACAUUAUAUAAAGUACAAACACAUUAUGAUAAAGGUUGGCAUGUAGUAAGAUCUCACCCUAUAGCUGGUACAGUAGAAGAGAGAUGUCAAGAUGCUUUUAGAUACAUUAGAAAGGGUUUAGAAUGCCUGUCCAGAGAUUUAAAUGUUAUGAAGACUCGUGGAAAAGAUUUCAGUAUAGUAGAAGAACAGGCAUAUUGUGAUCCUAAUGUAGCUAUACCAUUGAGUUAUGAACCAUUAAGGAAGCCAUCUUCAACAGACAACUUACAACUAACAACUAUAGAUAACAAACAACCUGAAGUCUAUUCUUGGCAUGGUUUAUCUAAAUGUUUACUAUUACGUAAAGCUGCUAUGACAUUCUACUCUACAUGUAAAGAGUAUCUUUCUAUACAGAAAUUUGGUCAUGCUCUAAGACAAAUACGCUUUGCUAUUGUGUGUUUUGAGGAAAUGAAGAUUUUAAUACCUAAGAAAGGAGAAGAGAAUAAUAAUCUGUUGAUAUUGAUAUUAGAAAUGGCUGGUGAUAUUAGAUUAAUAAUGGCUAGAAAUACAAAAUUACUAGAUGAACAAGAGAAAUAUUUUACAGAUAUUAGGGAAGAAGAGGCAGCUAUUGUUGAUAAUACUAUUAGAACUAGUAGAACUCCAGAAUAUGAAUGGGUAUAUAAAUGGAGUAAUAAUACAGAAUGUAAUUUAGAUGUUAGUGUUAGAUGUUAUGAACAAGCGCUGUCAUUAAAACAAGUAGAUUCCACGCAUGAAACUAACUUACGAAAACGUCUAGGAAACUCUCUGAAUGAAUUGGGGGUAUGGUACAUGAAUUUUGCUCAGAAUACUCUACAAACACAAGGUGCUGAUAAAGUUGAUAUUGAAAGAUUAAAAAUGAUCUGGAAGAAAAGUGAAGAUUGUUUUAUUCGUGGAAAAGAUGUCUUUCAACUAACAAAUGAUAAAACCAAUGUGACAUUGCUACUCUCUAAUAUUGGAAGAUUAAAAAGACUGGGUGCUCAAACAUACACACAAUUGACAUUAUUAUCUGAUCGUCCAGAAUUUACUGAUAUUGAAAGACAAUAUUACAGCAAGGCAAUAGAAUGUUACCAAGCAGCAUUAAGUAUAAUAAAAAAUGAUAAACAAUACAACGAUAUUUCUGAUUCUAUUCUAUGGGAUCUAUCUACAACUUACUACAAUAUGGCUAUGUUAUUACAAGAUUAUGCUCCAUUGUCAACUUAUGAAAAGGAUGAGAUAGAGAAAGAUGUGAUAGAUUAUAUGAAUAAAUCAUUAAACUUUUGUACACAUGAUAUGUCAAAAACAUAUCAACAUAUGUGUCAAUAUAGAUCAGCUAUGAUUAACCAAAGAUUAGCAUCAUUAUAUCAAAAUACACUACGUAGUAUGUUAUCUGAUCAGAAGAAGAGAUAUAUUAAACAACUAUCAGAAAGUCAUUAUAAUAAAGCUAUAACAUUAUUUAAACAACUAAAAUGCCCAUUUGAAUUGUUACGGUCUAUUUUAGAAAAAUUAGCUUUAAUGGAAAUGUGUCAAACAGUGCAAGCAACUAGUAAAGGUAGAAUAAAAUCACUAUGUCAUGUGAUAACAGGUUUAUUAGAUUGUCAAGGUGUAUUAGAUGAUUUAAUAGUACAACAAUCAGAUUCUAAUAGUAAACACACAGACGACUUACAUGAUUUACUGGAUAUUAUCAAAUCUAAAUUACAAUACCAUUUAUUACAUAUUGUCAAAAAUUAUACUUCCAUGACAAAAGGUAAACAUGAGGCUGUUAUAAAAGAAGUCAAAUGUCUCUAUGCUAAAAGUUUACAAGGACCAGACAAUCUUGUGGAAGUGUUAAAAUGGUUAUCAACAUUACUUCAAGAUUGUAGAAAAGUUCUGUCAUUGAUACAUCAAGAUCUGAGCUGAUUUCAAACAAUGAAACAGUGUUUUCUUCUUUCUACUGCCCAUCAAAGAGUUGAAUCUUAUAUACAAUUAUGUGACUUUUAAUCAAAUGUACACAGUGUAAAAAAACUGGCUUGAUUCCAUUGUGAAAGUCAAUUUGAUUUACUCUUAAGAAAAUAUGAUAAAUCGUAGAAUUAUUAACUAUAGUCAACAAAUAGUUGAUGAAGCUUAAAUCUGGAUUGAAUUCAUGAUAGUUUUUAAAUAUAAACAUUAGAAUUUAUGUGGUCCAUGAAUAAUUUACAAAAGUGUUUAGUAUAGUAGUUGCCCAUUUUGUGAGAUUUGCAAAUGUCUUUACUUUGUGUUGAGCAUAACUAAAAAAAACACAAAGCUAGUCCUGAUUAUAAACAAAAUUCUUAUGCUAGACUUGACAAGGAGGUGAUAAACCCUCUAGUCAUACCCUUGAUAGUCAUUUUUUUUUCUCUACAUUUGUUUGUUUUGUUAAUUUAUUGUCAUUUUCAGUUUUACAUGUUGAAUAUUGAAAUGUUUUGGACUAAAUGGCACAGUGUAAAUGUUCAUUUAUUAUUAGACAUAUAAAGACUUUUUGUGAUAUUUG
Lottia gigantea (owl limpet) is the source of this 4078-nucleotide messenger RNA. RefSeq lists its product as hypothetical. Gene Ontology annotation, molecular function: protein binding. Gene Ontology annotation, biological process: positive regulation of DNA-templated transcription. NCBI's taxonomy places the organism in Eukaryota, Metazoa, Mollusca, Gastropoda, Lottiidae. The transcript has 22 exons. The record is from RefSeq and is a predicted model, not a curated record. Bases 121 to 3489 code for a protein of 1122 amino acids.